CCCUUCCACGCUGCUAUUACGUUCCGUUCGCGAGCAGAAGCUGGCUGCGGUGUCGUUUUCUCCGAUCAGUCGGACCUUGAUCAAUCUUUUCAACUGUCCUUGUUCUCGGGUUUUACGCAUUUGAUUGCAAUUGGAAUAGCUUGGAUUCGUGUGUGACCGUCGAUUCCACAAUUUUUUUCGACCGAAUUGGUUCUGAAGCAAUGGAUUGACUUCAGUUUUCCUUCAACCCCUCCACCAAGUUGAGAAAACAGUCUAACCUGCGGUCUCUCCAUACUUCGAGCUCACAAGCCAGCUAGCUACAUGUUUCAUCCGGACAGUUUCAAAAGUAGCUGGUACCGGAUGUUUUUAAACAUUUCGUAGGUGAAACAUUGAAGUUCUUCGUUUGUCUCGGAAGUGUAUGGAAAUAGGUGGCAGAGGAUUUUAAACACGGAUUUUCUCCGGGGUUCUUGAAGCCUGCAAACAUUUAUUUUUGAUAAGUGAUGGCGGAGCGGGGAGCAAGGUUGCUCCUCUCUCUCCUCUGUCUCACCUUUCUUUACCCGGCGACCACCGUGUCAAGACAUGCCGACAAAGGCACGGCGGCGCGGCCCUUCAGCCCCUUCUGGUUCUCGGUGGAGCCGUGGGACACACUGGCCGUGAGAGGUGCCCCGGCACUGCUCAACUGCUCAGCGCACAGCGGGGACCCUGCCUCGGAGCCCACUGCGCCCCAGGCCCGUGUGGAGUGGAAGAAGGAUGGAACCUUCCUGAGCCUGGCGCCAGACGACGGGCGGCGGCGUGUUCUCCCUGACGGCUCGCUGCUCAUCUCUAGCGUGGUGCACUCCAAGCACAACAAGCCCGACGAGGGAAUGUACCAGUGUGUGGCCACCAUCGACAGCCUGGGAACCAUUGCCAGCCGCACCGCCCGCCUCACCGUGGCAGGUAUGCCCCGGUUCUCCAGCCAGCCGACAGCAGCCAGCAUACGCCUGGGAGACAGCCAGGUUCUGGCGUGCGACGUCAACCCAGACCUGGUGCCUUUAGCCCGGUGGGAGCGUGAGCGUGAGCCCCUGGAGCUGAGCUCUAGGCUGGUGCAGCUACCCAACGGAGCCCUGGUGGUGAGCAACGCUUCAGAGGCCGACGCUGGGCUCUACCGCUGCAUGGUGGAGAACGCUGGGCCCGCCAAGACCAGUGAAGAGGCCCAGCUCACAAUACUGCCAGAAACCGGAGAGGAGAGAGAACUGGAGUUCCUGGUAGAGCCACUUCCUGUGACCAAAGUGGUGGGGGCCAGUUUGCUGCUGCCGUGUGUGGUGACGGGUUACCCAGCGCCCUACGUCCGAUGGAUGGUGGGAGACAAGCUUGUCGAGGAGAGUGAGGGGAAGUUGGAGUUGGUGGGAGGAGGCAGUCUGUUGAUCUACAACCUGACUGAGGAGGAUGCAGGCGUCUACAGCUGUAUGGCAGACAACACUAACAACACUAUCGAGGCCAAGGCAGAGCUCACUGUACAAGUUCCACCGGAGUUCCUGAAGAGGCCGGCCAACAUCUACGCCCACGAGUCCAUGGACAUCAUGUUCCAGUGUGAGGUCACAGGCUCCCCGGCCCCCACCGUCAAAUGGGUCAAAAACGGAGACGCCGUCAUUCCCAGCGACUACUUCAAAAUCAUUAAUGAACACAACCUGCAGGUGCUGGGUCUGGUCAAGUCUGACGAGGGCUUCUACCAGUGUCUGGCAGAGAACGAUGCAGGGAACGUGCAGUCCAGCGCUCAGCUCAUCAUCCUAGAGCACGGCUCCAGAGGUGUGGCUAACCCCACUGGCCCCACUCCCUCCGCCCCCCGUGACGUCGUGGCCUCGCUGGUCUCCACCCGCUUCAUCAAGCUCACCUGGCGCCCUCCGGCUGAGCCCAACGGAGAAGACCUCACCUACUCUGUCUACUUCAAUCAGGAGGGUACCAACAGGGAGCGUAUCCUGAACACCAGUCGGCCAGGUGAGAUGCAGGUGACCAUUCAGAACCUGAUGCCCGACUCCAAGUACAAGUUCCGGGUGGUGGCACACAACAAGAACGGCCUGGGAGAGAGCUCUGCCAUCCUCAAGGUGGCCACCCAGGGUGAAGUGCAGGUUCCUGGCCCCGCCCCCAACCUCCAGGCUGUGUCGACCACACCCACCUCCGUCACCCUCAGCUGGGACACGCCCCUCACUGGCAACGGCGACGUCCUCACCUACAAGGUCUACUACAUGGAGAAGGGUCUGGACCUGGAACAGGACAUAGACGCUGGAGCUCUGUCCUACACCUUGAUGGGUCUGAAGAAGUUCACAGAGUACAGCAUCAGAGUGGUGGCCUUCAACAAGCACGGCCCGGGAGUGUCCACAGGAGACAUCACCGUCACCACCCUGUCUGAUGUUCCCAGUGCCCCUCCUCAAAACCUCACUGUGGAAGUUCACAACUCAAAGAGCAUCAUGGUCCGGUGGCAGCCCCCGCCACCAGGCGCCCAGAACGGCGAGAUCACUGGGUAUAAGAUCCGUUACCGGAAAGGAACGCGGAAGAGCGAGGCGGCAGAAACCACGGGAGGCACCCAGCUCUUCCAACUCAUUGACGGUCUGGAGCGGGGGACAGAGUACACGUUCAGAGUGUCAGCCAUCACAGUGAACGGCUCAGGGCCCGCCACAGAGUGGAGCACCGCAGAGACCUUCGAGAGCGACCUGGACGAGUCCAGGGUGCCGGACAUCCCCAGCUCGCUACAUGUGCGCCCGCUGGUCAACAGCAUUGUAGUGAGCUGGACGCCGCCGGAGAACCAGGACAUGGUGGUACGAGGCUACACCAUCGGCUACGGCAUCGGCAGCCCCCACGCCCAGACCAUCAAGGUGGACUACAAGCAGCGCUACUACAGCAUUGAGAACCUAGACCCCAGCUCCCACUAUGUGAUAACCUUGAAGGCCUUCAACAACGUGGGGGAGGGGAUCCCUGUAUACGAGAGCGCCAUCACCAGGCCACAGUCAGACCCCAUAGACCCUGAUGUUGAUUUGUAUGAACUCUUCCAUGCUCCAUACACACCAGUACCAGACCCCACCCCCAUGCUACCUCCCGUGGGCGUACAGGCCUCGGUGCUCAGCCACGACACCAUCAAGGUGACCUGGGCCGACAACUCUCUGCCCAAGAACCAGAAGAUCACGGAUGCACGCUACUACACGGUGCGCUGGAAGACCAACAUCCCCGCCAACACCAAGCUCAAGACGGCCAACACCACCAACCUGAGCCACAUGGUGACGGGCCUGAAGCCCAACACGCUCUAUGAGUUCUCUGUCAUGGUGACCAAGGGCCGGAGGACCAGCACCUGGAGCAUGACGGCCCAGGGAACCACCUUUGAGACCAUUCCCAGCUCGUCCCCCAAAGAUGUGACUGUGGUGAGCAAGGAGCUGAAACCACGUACCAUCAUAGUCAACUGGCAGCCCCCCUCAGAGGCCAAUGGGAAAAUCACAGGCUACAUAAUCUACUACAGUACUGAUGUGAAUGCGGAGGUGCAUGACUGGGUGAUAGAGCCGGUGGUGGGCAACAGGUUGACCCAUCAGAUCCAGGAGCUGACUCUGGACACCACCUACUACUUCAAGAUCCAGGCCCGUAACUCCAAGGGCAUGGGCCCAAUGUCAGAGGCCGUACACUUCCGCACCCCCAAGAGUAAGUGGGGGGGAAAUCCCUGGAGGUUGAUAGGCUCUGAAAGGUUGAACAUUGGGAUGAUUGUAUUAAAUGGUUCUUAUUGGUUGAGUUAUUAUCUCCUAUUGAUGAGGAUAUUCAUUCUUAUGUGGAUAAAUAGGAUUUUCUUUCUCACCUCUCUGGUCCACUUUGUUCCAGGAAAACCAGGAAUUACAGGAAGUGGGGACAACCACAUCCUGGUCAUCGUUGUCAUCAUCUCUGUGGGAGCGUUCACCAUCAUCGUGGUGGUUGUGGGGGCCUUCCUCUGCACACGACGCACCACCUCCCACCAGAAAAAGAAGCGGGCGGCCUCCAAGUCGUCCAACAGCUCCCACAAGUACAAGGGCAACUCCAAGGACCUGAAGCCUCCAGACCUAUGGAUCCACCAUGAGCGGCUGGAGCUCAAGCCCAUUGACAAGUCCCCCGAGCCCAACCCGGUGAUGACUGACACCCCCAUCCCCCGCACCUCGCAGGACAUCAACCCCGUGGACCCCAGCCUGGACAACAGCCUGCUGCAGAGACGAAACUCUUACCGAGGCCACGAAUCAGAAGACAGCAUAUCUGCACUGGCAGGGCGCCGGGGGAUGCGGCCUAAAAUGAUGAUGCCCUUCCAUACGCAGCCCCCCCAGCCUGUGAUUAGCGCUCACCCCAUCCAUUCCCUUGAUAACCAUCACCACCAUUAUCACACGGGCAGCCUGGCAUCCCCGACACGCAGCUACCUCCAUCACCACCAGGGCAGUGCCCACCUGCGCCCGCACGCCUGCGCCACCCCCAUCUCCUGUCUAGACAUGGUGGGCUCCACAGAGUCGGUGAGGAACACCCCCAGCACAGAGCCCCUCCCGCCCCAGGCCCAGCCCCCUUGCCAAGCCGAGCACCAGCACCCGGACCCCGAGGGCAGCUACCAAGGGUCCACGGCCACUGACGAUGAGCCCAGCGCCAGCGGCAGCUACUGCAGCGCCGGCCAGCCCCCCACCGCCCACGUGCGCCCCACUCACCCCCUCAAGAGCUUUGCCGUACCCACCAACCCCGCUGCCAACUUCGAGUCGCCUGCCCUGCCCAGCACGCCGCUGCUUACUCAGACUGGGCCCCAGCUCCACUCAGUAAAGACAGCCUCCAUCGGCACCCUGGGCAGGGUACGCCCCCCCAUGCCAGUCACGGUGCCCUGUGCGCCAGACGUGCCCGAGACCAGCAAGAUGCUGGAGGAUGUAGACAGUAGCUACGAGCCUGAUGAGUUGACAGAGGAGAUGGCCCACCUAGAGGACCUGAUGAAGGACCUGAACGCUAUAACCACAGCCUGAGAACCACACACCCACUCACCACGCUGCUCACACACACAUACAGGCAGACACACACACACACACACACACACACACACACACACACUGCCAGCCCUCAGAAAACUGGGAGCCUGAUGCCCGGAUACAAAAUGUAUACCGUCAAUGGAUCCUACACACCCCACUCAAGACAAACAAAAAAUCUAAACUGAAACUUUUCAACUUUUGGCUUACCUUGCUCAGUCUCAGGAAGGAGAUGGCCAUUUAAAAAACACAGUUCACCUUUUUAUGAAGAAACAUUCUCAGAGACGAUAUCUAACAUUGGUCGCUUUCAACCAGAAGAUUGUGAAUUUUCUCAGCAAAAAAACUGAAAUGCAUCAGAAGGUUGUUCUCAUACUUUGAUUGCCGGGGAGACCGCUCCUAUGGUUGCCGGGGAGACCGCUCCUAUGGUUGCCGGGGAGACCGCUCCUAUGGUUGCGGGAGACCGCUCCUAUGGUUGCUCCGACAGACAUCAUAUUGUGAUUCCAAGUCAAGAGGAAGAGUCAAAUAUGCCGGUAUUUCAUGUUGGUGCUCACGAAACACAAUCUAAACACAGUGUUUGUUUAAUUAGUGUCACUUAUUUGUGCGUUUUUGUAUAUCUAUUGCCCUGUUUCAGUGAAGUGAACAUUGGACAACAGUCCCCUCCAUUUCCAUAAAAGCGGUAAUUUUAUAGCUAUCAUUUUGAUCCAAUGACGUCUGUUUUCCCUACUCUGUGUUAUAUAUUGUGCCAAGUCUCUUAUUAUUCUCUAAUAUGCCAUGUAUUUUUUUACAUAUCCGUAUAGAUAUGUACAUAUGUUUUUAAAAAACGGCCUCAUUCUAUUCCCCCCCUAGCCUAGCCAAUCAUUUCAUUUUAUUUGGGAGGAGAGUGACAAAAUAGACCCUCAAACGCUCACUUUUCAUAUCUUGUGGGGAGAUGCCUUGCGUGUUAGUACAUUACAUUUGAAUGGAUUCUUGCAUUGUGUUGCCCCUUUGUACAUUGAAAUGUUCAGUCUUUUUUUGUUUAUGGGGGCUCCGUUUCAAAAAGCCUUACGAAAUGUGUCCGUACGUUUACAUUGGAGAUGACUGUGCCCUCUGUGGACGUUUUCCAGUUACACUGUGAUCCCUCUGACACGCAGCGUCACCACUCUCAGGCCAGACUGGCCUUGGAGUGCCAAGUAGUAGGGCUUGUUAGCUGGUGACCCUUCAGAACCAUCUGUGGGACAUGAACCCUCCGGAGGCUGCUGGACUCGGAGUGCCUCACCCCGCAAUCACACAUCCUACCCAGUCAGUCGUUUCAAUGGAAUGGCAAUAUAUCAUAUGAAAGUGCUAUGAAAUGGAUGUCAUGUUUCCAAGAGCCAAUAUUUGGUUGAAGAGGUCUGUUUUUUGCUCUUUAUCUCUCUCUGUCAUGUGAAAACCAGGUUUUUCAAUCAAGGAUAAGUGUUUACUGUUAUCUGAGGUCUCUUAAAGAAACACUGCUUCAUCGCUCUUUUUAAAUGCUACUUGCAACGAUGUUGGCCUAUUGAAUGGGACUCCCAGAUUCAGAUUUUUUUUUACAUGUAGUUUGUUUUGUAUGAAGAAAAAAUAAACUUGUUCUGUACACAAUUCCAAUGUAAAAAAUUAAAUAUGAUAAUGUAAGAAGCUAGUUUUUCAUCUGCCCUCUUACCCAAAGAAGUGUAAUUGCAAUCCUAGUUACAUGCUCUACUUUUGUGAAUACCAUGUUUCUCAUAAUGUACAUCGUCAUGAAUGUCAAUAUAACUGUAAGAGAUUUUACUUAUGGAUACAAAAGGAACAUGUAAAAAAAAAAAAAAAAAGUGGACCGUAGGAAAAAAAUGACAGGACGCUAACCCGUUGGGAAUAACCUAUUAAGUUGUAGACAGUCAAGCCUGUAUUGCACUUUUUCACAAUUUUUGAAAAAAAACUAUUUCUUCCAUAUCUUGUGUUUUAAAUAUAAAAGCGAUGUUUCCGUAACGUAGUGUCUGUCCUAGGUUAGCAGCAGGCAGCUGGUCUUGUUUUAAUGUUCAUUUGCUUUUGAGAUAUGAAAUUGAGCAGCAGGUUUUACUGUGCUGCUGAUGAGGUAUUCUGUUGCUUGUUUCUGUACAGAGAUCUCUUUGCUUUCUGUAGAAUAUUCUGUGGCUUAAAAAAAAAAAAAAAAAAACUAAAUAUUUGACAAAAAAAGUUUUUUUUUUUUUAUUGGUGCUCUUAUACAUUGUGUAUCCAACUAUUAUGAAUACUAACAAAGUUGAAGUUUC
Messenger RNA from Salmo salar (Atlantic salmon), 7195 nucleotides. The record is from RefSeq and is a predicted model, not a curated record. Lineage: Eukaryota; Metazoa; Chordata; Actinopteri; Salmoniformes; Salmonidae.